Molecule: messenger RNA, 998 nt
Organism: Stylophora pistillata
Lineage: Eukaryota; Metazoa; Cnidaria; Anthozoa; Scleractinia; Pocilloporidae
Product: tubulin-specific chaperone B
Source: RefSeq, a predicted model, not a curated record
UUUACUUAUAAGCUAAUGUUACACAGAGGUAACUCCGAGUUAAACUAGUGUCGGCCUUUGAUGACCUAAAAACAUCAGUGAAGUCUAAUUGAUGACCGUGAUCUAUUCAAGUACGAUGGUCGUUUUAAUUAUCUAUUGCUUUUCUUAUUCUUGAUUAAAAUAGUUUCUCUGCUGUCGUUAUAGGUGAUACUAUGAAAGAGGGCUUUGAGCCUGAAUCAAUUAAUGAUAUUGAAGUAGGUGUGAGGAUUUUGUUUAAGGAGCCUUGGUUUACCGGGAGAUUUCUAGGAACAGUCAAGUACGUCGGACCUAUUCCUAACCGAAUUGGAUAUGGUCUUGGCGUAGAGUUAGAUCCAAAUCAAGAGUUACCAACGUGGUACCUUGUAAACAGCGGAACAUUUGGAGGAAAAAGAUACUUUACUUGUACACCAGGUAGAGGCUUCUUCGUCUCUUUUGAAAACGUUAUCGAGUGUUACAGAUGACGAUUACAGUUGGCUUCCUAUUUGAAACAACAAGAAAGUCCAAACAGUCUCUUUACCAUCUUGAAAUGUACGUCCACUGCUUAAAGGACACUUCGUCGACCAAUCACAGUUACUGCACCUUGGUCUACCAUCAGUUUGUAAAUUCAAUAGAAGUUAACAGACUUGUCUCAAGGCGUGUAGAAUUUACGAAAGUAUGGUAAUUAAGUAGAUACUGUAUGUCUUUAACUUCCAGACGUUUGUUCAGAAAAGAGCAUUAAGUGAACUUUUUAACUAAUCGUUAAUCUUCACUAUUCUUUGUCAUUCAAGUGUAAUGUUCGUAGAAUUUUUCUGAUUUUUUUAUAAGUACAAAAUUAAGCUAGAUACGAUGUAAACUGAUUGCCAAUUGCAAGCCGAGACCGCAUCACAUCGGCGGUUAACUGGAGGUAAAUACGUGGAUACAUUUUCUGUCUAGGUCGCAGUAUUUGGAUUUCAAAACAGCAAAUAGUUUGUAUUGUGAUCGGAAAACAUUGCGAGGAUAAA